AUGCACCAUUUGACGAAGGACGUGAUGCAAACGCGUGAGGAUCUGGCGAGGCUUACGUCGGGCUUUGAUAUCAUGAUCGAGGAUACGACGUUUCAGAUGUACUCACCCCACCGUCCGAAGCAAAUCGAAUUCGCCAAGCAGAAGCUGAAAGAUGGUGUGAUAUUCCUCUUCGUUUCGAAAUACAAAUGCCAGAAUUUUGAAGAGUACAGACGGCACGAGGUGCAAAAGGAUGUCAAUUCCAAGCCGUUGUAUUUCAGUCAGAGUGAGAUCAAGUCCAAGUGUAAGGAGGUUCUCAACUUGAUGAACAAAAAUGAGGUUUUGAUUGAGAACAUGACGGCUACUAUCAGGUUGCAUUUCAGCAAUUGCUACAUUAUUUGGAAUAGUGGUAAAUUUUACACUCUGGCUGCUAGCAACAACGCGGAUGACCUUGAGCAUUUUAUGGCUGGGUUGGUUGAGCCGGCUGUGCCAAAGGAGUUUAUGUAUAAAAAAUUGCCUCGACGGCUCGUUUGA
Aspergillus ruber CBS 135680 is the source of this 510-nucleotide messenger RNA. RefSeq lists its product as uncharacterized. The coding region runs from base 1 to 510 and encodes 169 amino acids. The record is from RefSeq and is a predicted model, not a curated record. Lineage: Eukaryota; Fungi; Ascomycota; Eurotiomycetes; Eurotiales; Aspergillaceae. The transcript has a single exon.